AUGACCGACUUGUCGGGUCAUCAUAGGAAUGGUACGGCCACUCAUAUGGCAGAAAGAAGAGGGAGGAAACACCCUGGAAUCAGUGCGAUAACCGAUACGAAACGGGUCCAAAAGCCAGUGUUUGAGGCAAGGGAACUGGCGCUGCCUGUGCGUUGUUGUUCAACUAGUUACAGGCAUUCAAGAUGCAAUGAUGAGUUGGCAAUCGAUGGCUUCCUCCACCAGUGGAGAAAACGCCUGCAACAUGUUCCAGAAAUGGAAGAUGCAAACCACGAGGGUCCGGCGUGGAUUUCGCCGCUUUUCAAAUACGAAAAAUUAUUUCUCGCAGCGAGACCCUUAAAAUGGCUGGAAUCAUAG
Histoplasma capsulatum G186AR is the source of this 354-nucleotide messenger RNA. RefSeq lists its product as uncharacterized. Bases 1 to 354 code for a protein of 117 amino acids. Lineage: Eukaryota; Fungi; Ascomycota; Eurotiomycetes; Onygenales; Ajellomycetaceae. The transcript has 2 exons. The record is from RefSeq and is a predicted model, not a curated record.